Molecule: messenger RNA, 471 nt
Organism: Tribolium castaneum (red flour beetle)
Lineage: Eukaryota; Metazoa; Arthropoda; Insecta; Coleoptera; Tenebrionidae
Gene: COX7B
Exons: 2
Coding region: 123-419 (98 amino acids)
Source: RefSeq, a predicted model, not a curated record
AAAAUGGUCACAGUUGCCCUUACUUUAAGUAACCAUAGCAACCGGGCGCAUCCGUCAAACAACUCGAAUAAUUUUGCCAAUAAUAAUCGAAUUGCAAUAAUUAUUUAAAAAUAAUUACAAAAAUGCAAACCGUCAAGACGUUGCGUCGCCUACUUCCCAAAACGAAGUCAGUGCAUCUCGACCAGAAAAGCUACGCGAAAAAAAUCGAGUUUCCCCAAGUGACUAUGAACGACCUGCCGAGUCCUGAAGGCGACUAUUACACCCAAAACAACGCCCGCCAGAGCAAGUACAACAUGCACUUGAUGAUCGGGGUUGGAAGUCUGAUUGGAACCAUCGCCUUUGGGGUUGCCACCGACAUGUACAACCUUUUGAGCGACGUUCCGGAGCAACCCGCCGAGAUCGACUGCUACAGGGAAUGAAAUUUGGAAAUAGUGUGAUUGUGGAGUGAUUAAAAUGAUUGUUCUAAAUCUA